Morchella sextelata is the source of this 1035-nucleotide messenger RNA. RefSeq lists its product as uncharacterized. The record is from RefSeq and is a predicted model, not a curated record. Lineage: Eukaryota; Fungi; Ascomycota; Pezizomycetes; Pezizales; Morchellaceae. The coding region runs from base 1 to 1035 and encodes 344 amino acids. The transcript has a single exon.
AUGUCUGGAAUAACCUGGUUUUCUAAUCCGGACCUGCGGGUCCCUGGUACCUUUGGAACCCCUUCUCCUGCUACGACAGCCCAAAUUCCUGAGGGUGCCUACGUCCCGUACGGCACUAUCCCCGUACCGCCAACGAGCGCCCCCCCAGCACCGCCAACGAUGCCGCCGGCAGCGCACAUUGUUGACCGGGGUGCAAAGCCAUCCUGGUUUUAUGUCCCGCAAAGUGCAGCGGCCGCUCCUCCUCCCGUGGCGAGCCCACCGCCGCCUACCUACGUUAUAGCGAUUAACUAUGCUCCGCAGAUUCAAGCACCUCCCUACGCGCCUAAUAGCGUUACCUCCUCGUCAAGAUCGCAUAGCCGUGCGAUUACCUCUGCUCCACAUAGUCAAGCACCUUCAACACGUAGCCACACGCCCUCUUCGGCUUCUCGGCGCAGUCAAAUGAGCCCACCACCGAUACCAGCAUCUGGCACCCAUGCUCCUUCCCACACAUCGCACCGUAGCAGCGCAACCAGGGCAAGCCAUGGUGGAUCUCACAGCGGGCAUAUGAGCCCGCCGCCACGCUAUGACGCACCGUCCAGGCCUCCUAUCGGUAUGAUUGCCCCUCCCCCACCUGGAUACCAGGCGUCUUCAUUCCCGCCAAGGACCGACUAUGUCCAGCGCCCUCCCUCCGCGGUCACGCGGGGAUCGAGCCGUCCGCCGACGGCCCCAGAGGUGCCGUCGCAUGCGUCGAGCCGGCACACUCAUCGCUCAGGGACCUCGCGCGGGAGCGACGCGCGCUCAGUAAGAAGCCCGCCGCCGAGUGCGAGUGCGGGUAGUAGAAGCGCAACCCCGAGUGCGAGAAGCGGUGGCGGGCACGGUAUAAACAUCAUCUGGGGGAUUAAUUCGGGUAGUCGGGGUGGCUCGGGGGGUCCGGCGAGUACGAGCGGUACGCUGAGGCCGGAGGAUAGUAUUUCGAAUGUGUGGGGGGAAGCGGAUAGAGAGAGGAGUAGGCGGGAUGAUGCCAGGAGGGAGGAGAGGAGGGCUAGGAGGAGAUAG